ACGAUCCCGCCAGCCUGCCGAAGCUGCCAGCUGAGCCAAUCAAGAAAUUGAGACCACCGCCCACUGGUGAUUGAAACCCUCCAUCCUCCCCAAAUUCUCAAUUGGGGAUCGAAACAAUGAGCGACAACUCCAAGACCAGAACUCUCUCCGGCGACCAGCAGGGCCAGAGCCAGCAGCAGUACUACGGCACUUUCCAAGGCGUCGCCAACUACUACCCUCCGCCUCCGCAGCCUCCACCUGAGCCGGUCGUCGGUUUUCCUCAGCCCGUCCCACCUCCUGGUUACUCCGGCCGUCCUCCCUUGCCUCCCCAUCACCACCACCACCACCAACAUGGAUACCAAACGGUCACUGGUUACGCUGUUGUGGAGGGAAGACCUGUUAGCGAACGCCGCCUUCCUUGCUGCGGCAUCGGCAUAGGCUGGUUAUUGUUUAUAACAGGGUUCUUUCUUGGAGGCAUCCCCUGGUAUGUUGGAACUUUCAUCUUACUUUGUGUGCAGGUGGACUACAGAGAAAAGCCCGGAUAUGUAGCAUGCACGAUAGCUUUCCACCAGUACCAGGUCGUCGGGAGGAAGCUCCCCACCGAGACCGAUGAGCAGCCGAAGAUUUACAGAAUGAAGCUGUGGGCCACCAACGAGGUUCGCGCCAAGUCCAAGUUCUGGUAUUUUCUGAGGAAGCUGAAGAAGGUGAAGAAGAGCAAUGGCCAAGUUCUUGCCAUCAAUGAGAUCUUUGAGAAGAACCCGACAACCAUCAAGAACUACGGUAUCUGGUUGCGGUAUCAAAGCAGGACGGGCUACCACAACAUGUACAAGGAAUACCGCGACACCACGCUAAAUGGUGCGGUGGAGCAGAUGUACAUCGAGAUGGCAUCUCGCCACAGGGUCAGGUUUCCUUGUAUCCAGAUCAUCAAGACCGCCACCAUCCCCGCUAAGCUUUGCAAGAGGGAAAGCACCAAGCAAUUCCACAACUCCAAGAUCAAGUUCCCGUUGGUGUUCAGGAAGGUUAGACCACCAUCCAGGAAGUUGAAGACUACGUACAAGGCGUCAAGGCCCAACUUGUUUAUGUAAUUCGGUUGCUGUUUUUCGGCUAUUUGCUUCAAAAUUUGAUAUCGAUUGUUUUUGUUAUGUUCUCGAUAUCGAUUAUUUUGCUGUCUCACCGGUUGUUUGUCGCUCGAUGUUACUGCUGGGGUGGAUGCCUGUCGAAACACGGUGGUUUUAAGGUUUCUUAAGUUAUGGUUUAGUAAUGUUCUUUAUUAAAACCCUUGCUAAACCAUACCAGAUAUUCCAACUUCGAUCAGAAUUAUGUGAUA
This is a messenger RNA of Malus domestica (apple), 1306 nucleotides long. RefSeq names its product large ribosomal subunit protein eL20y. Gene Ontology annotation, biological process: translation. The record is from RefSeq and is a predicted model, not a curated record. Gene Ontology annotation, cellular component: ribosome; cytosolic large ribosomal subunit. Lineage: Eukaryota; Viridiplantae; Streptophyta; Magnoliopsida; Rosales; Rosaceae. Gene Ontology annotation, molecular function: structural constituent of ribosome.